AUGGCGCAACAACCCGACCCCAGCCACAAUGUCCCGGGGGAGUUGAUUCCACACAUCCAUCUCAUGUCCUCGUUCCGAUACCCAGCAUCGCCGCGCUUGGACAUCAACGAAGUUGCCAAGUGGCUGAUGGCCGCGCCGCAAAUCGCGCGUGACAAGGCUCCUUUCUUCUGGGGCUAUCUCGACAAGCCUGCCGACGGCACGACUCUCCUGACGUGGCAGUCCUUGCAGCGCCUCGGUACCAACUUUGCCACGGAUGGCUUCGUGUGGUCGCCUCCUGAGGAGAUCUAUAAGCAUGACCUUCGCAAUGGCGCCAUUAUGGAAAUCUACUUUUUAAAGGCUGGCUAUAUCCCCGGCGAGCAGCUGGCCGCGCACGCCCGACGACGCUUUCGCCUGGUGCCGGCGCCUGGCCACCCGAGCCCUCCUCCCGUCGACCAGAACUUGUUCAUUGUCCACUAUGGCCAGUCGGAACCCGAAAACCGCAUGCCUUUCAACGUCAUCCCCUACGAUGACCGAGUCGCUGCCAUUAUGCAGCAGCGCGCGUUCCUCCUCAGCCGCGGCAUGCUCCGACGUAAGGACUUUAUGUUGUCCGACCGCGUCAACUGGCCCACGAUGCCCGACCUCACGCGCCAGCAGAUGGGCGGUCCGCAAAACCCCCGCGGUGUGCCGCAGCAGAUGGCAUACCCGCCGCAGCCUGUCGCUGGACCUCCCGCGAAGCGAGCCCGCCACGGUCAGGGUCAGCAGGCGGCCAUGCCACAGAUGCCGACAAUUGAGGUCAUGGAUGACGACGAGGAUAUUUCCAGGGGCGACAUGUUCGAUCACUUGACACCUAGAGAGUUAUCGCUCGGACGCUACCAGCAAAACCAUGAGUGGAUGGAGGAAAUCCUCUCCUCGCCGUAUCGCAUGGGACAGAUCACCCCGGCCGACCUUGGCCUGGGCCUCAAGGGCGAGCUUGCCUCGCUGACAGAAGGCAUCUUUGCAGCCCAAGGUGGAGACGCGUUUAGCCAGAUGCCUCCAAAGACUUACGUUGGCAAGCUGGAACCUGGUCUGGCGGACGAGUUCCGCAACCGGGUCAACGAGUACAUUGCAUCGACGGAAAGCGACAUUGCCAAGAUGAAGGAGGAGCAAGCGAAAAAGCUAGCUAGUUUCAAGGAGGGCUCUUUCAUUCGUACUAAAGAGCGUGAACUCAAAUCGCUAGUUGAACAGACUGGCCCUGAAGCAUGGAGAAUCGAGGGUCGGGUGGAAACUACGGACAAUGACGACGACCAUCCGCGUGCUACUAGCAAGCACAGCCUGGAGGAAAUUGUGCGACAGGUAGAGCAAUCUCUCGGCCGCAAGAUCGAGCGCAAGCCCGCUCUCGCCCGGGUGCAGGAGGGAGGCUAUCAGAUCCCUCCUCCCGAGCCGGAGCUUGCGCCACAAGCGUUAGCUGGUGCGGGGCCUACUGGUCAGCAAAUAAAUCUCCAAGGUUCGGAAGCUGGAUCGCAGAUCAGCGCGUCGAUGAUGGACGACGAAGACAUGGAUAUGGGAGACACUGCGGCUGGUCUGCUUGACCAGAUGCAUACUGGGCUGUCGACGGCAUCUACACCUGCCAACAACUUUCCCACACCACAAGCUCAUCUGUCGGCUGGCCAGUCGACGGCUGCGACGCCAGCUAACAUCAACGCGCCUUCGCCGGCUCCUGGCCAGGCUGGGCCAGCUACUGACGGCACGGGUGCUUCCAAGGGAGGGCCGGCCAAUGCGGCGGGCGAGCAGGAGGGUGACUGGGUCGUCGUAGCCAAGGAUGGCACCUCAGACCCUAAUGUAGACGCCCCCUCGGCCGCCAAGCCAGCGACUGACGAGGCCAAGCCUUUGCACGUCACAAAAGCGUCGGCGGAAGGCACGCCGGCCGGUUCCAACAGCUUUGAUCAGAACGACUUUAGCUCGCUGGGCGACCUGGACACGGCCGGCGAUGCGCUGUCUGGAUUUGACGCGCCCGAGAUGGAUGGUGGCGCCGGUGGUUUGGACGAGGACAUGGACCUUCAUAUGGAGCUGGAAGACUCUGCGUUUGGCGAUGCUUUCCACGGGGUGGGUGCGACAGGCACGCCGGGCGAGGGACAGGACUAA
Molecule: messenger RNA, 2100 nt
Organism: Cordyceps militaris CM01
Lineage: Eukaryota; Fungi; Ascomycota; Sordariomycetes; Hypocreales; Cordycipitaceae
Exons: 3
Coding region: 1-2100 (699 amino acids)
Biological process (GO): chromatin remodeling
Source: RefSeq, a predicted model, not a curated record